AUGGCGCGAAUCUCGGAUCUCAUCACGGAUUCCAAGCUACCGGCAUCUUUUCUCCCCGACUGUAGUGUGGAGACGGUCCACCGAUUCCAGGAGUCAGACCCAGCUUCUAGACAGCGCCUCGUGAUCAGACCCGAGCACUGGCGGCGACAGAGAAAGAUAGGAGGUGGUGGAUUUGGUAGCGUCUGGCUGGAGGAAUGCACUCAAGGGGGGCGACUAGGCGCUAUGCCCGUCCGAGCAGUCAAGCAGAUUAACGUGGAUAUGCGACUUGGACCGAUCGACUAUAAUCCGCCCGGUCAGCUCCUCAUAGCAAUGGAAUACCUCGAACUCGGCGACCGCUUCACGUAUCUUUAUCGACAGCCGCCAGGGCCGCCACUACAAGAAACGGAGGCGAAAGAAAUUACAUACCAGAUUCUCGAUGGUAUGAAUAUGAUGCAUGAUAAUGGGUUCGCUCACCGAGACCUAAAGCCUAACAAUAUUCUUAUCAAAUCACACCCUCCAAACGAGUGGUGGAUUAAGCUCGCCGACUUUGCUAUUUUGCCCCUGAAAUAUAGGGAUACGUUCCUCGAGGCAUUCCCAGUCUCCAGGCUCACCGGUGUUGGAAUCAGUCAGCCAGGCGUCGACUUUAUCCUUUCUCUCAUGCAUCCUUAUCCCAACGACCGAGUGACUGCAAGGUCUGCUAUUUCUAAUAUGUGGUUACAACCGCUGAUAUCCCACUUCCCUAAAUCAACAACAAUCAUCAAUGGCAAGCCACAUAAACCCUCUUCAGCCGCAACUUCGAAUGAAGAAUUUGCGUCAUGGACUACAAAACCCUCCCCAAAAGCGCCGUGGGCUGGCGAAGACUCUAUCGACCCGUAUUUAGCACAAGUGAAGGAAAGAUGGAGCGUGGAAUCCCAGCUUCCCGGGAGCCAUUCACACAACGUUGAGUUGGUAACUCUCUCAUCCGACGACAGAACGCUGGCGUCUAGCUCCCGUGAUCAAACGGUGCGGCAUUGGAAACCUGUUAUCGGCUCACUACAUCGGAUUCUCAAGCAUUCAUGUCAAAUUAGGUCGAUGGCAUUCUCCCCUAGUGGUCAGCUGCUGGCGUGCGGAUGCAGUGAUAACACGGUGCGGCUUUGGGAUCCUAUGACGGGCGCACUACUCCAGACUUUAAAACAUGUGGCUGCUGUUGGGACGGUGAAUUUCUCACCCAACGGCCGGCUCCUGGCGUCUGGCUCCGAUGAUGGCAAAGUGCUGCUCUGGGAUACGGUGACGGGAGCGCUAUGCCGGACCAUUGACAGGGGCGAUUCAGUGGAUGAUAGACGGAUUGGGGUAGCCUUCUUGCGCGAUGUGCGGUUGCUGGACGAGUGCGCAAUAUCAGACUAUCAGCAUUCAGGCACCCUGAAGUCAACCGCCUUGUCGCCCGACAGCCGGGUGCUUCCGUGUAUCUGCGAUGCAAAAGACGGCGAGCGCACAGUGGAGCUUCGGGACAUAGCGACGGGCGCGCUACGCGAGACUCGCAAAGGUCAUCGGAAAUCAUUUUUCUUGCUUGCAUUCUCUCCCAACCGCCGGAUACUGGCGUCUGACUUCCCGAUGCUGGUGUCUGUCUCCAGUGGUGUAACAGUGUUACUUUGGGACACGGCGACGGGCGCGAUACACCAAACUCUCGAAGGCCACUCAGCUUUGGUCCGCUCGGUGGCUUUUUCGCCUGACGGCCGGGUCCUGGCGUCUAGCUCCCAUGAUCGAACCGUGCGGCUUUGGGACACGGCGACGAGCGCGCUACAGCAGACUCUCGAAAGCCAUUCAAGCAUAGUUCACGCGGUGGCCUUCUCGCGCGACGGCCGACUACUGGCGUCUGUUUCUGCUGAUAACACAGUGCGACCCUGGGGGUUUCCGUCAAGCUGA
This is a messenger RNA of Penicillium cataractarum, 1881 nucleotides long. Its product is annotated as Tetratricopeptide-like helical. Gene Ontology annotation, molecular function: ATP binding; protein kinase activity; protein binding. Gene Ontology annotation, biological process: negative regulation of transcription by RNA polymerase II; protein phosphorylation. The record is from RefSeq and is a predicted model, not a curated record. The transcript has 6 exons. Bases 1 to 1881 code for a protein of 626 amino acids. Gene Ontology annotation, cellular component: transcription repressor complex; nucleus. Lineage: Eukaryota; Fungi; Ascomycota; Eurotiomycetes; Eurotiales; Aspergillaceae.